Molecule: messenger RNA, 2011 nt
Organism: Cricetulus griseus (Chinese hamster)
Lineage: Eukaryota; Metazoa; Chordata; Mammalia; Rodentia; Cricetidae
Source: RefSeq, a predicted model, not a curated record
GUCAUGGGGGUGGAGAAAGGGAGGAUAAAUAGCGGCCUAGCUCCCUCGGCUCCUCUCUCGUCCCUGCCUUCCCAACAGCAUGCAUCCCACAGUUUCGCUCAGGUCCUGCUGCCUUCUGCUGCUCCUGGGGGCUCUGCCCGCAUGGGCAGCCCAUGAUGACCCCAUCGAGAAGGUCAUAGAAGGGUUCAGCCGCGGGCUGAGCAAUGCAGAGAGAGAGGUGGGCAAGGCCCUCGAAGGCAUCAAUAAUGGAAUCACCCAAGCCGGAAGGGAAGUGGAGAGGGUUUUUGAUGGACUUAGCAACAUGGGGAGCCAGGCCGGCAAGGAGUUGGACAAGGUAGCCCAUGGCAUCAACAGUGGCGUCGGACACACAGAAAAGGAAACAGAGAAGUUAAUCCACGGGGUCAACCACGCCGCUGGACAGGUUGGGAAGGAGAAAGACACACUCAUCCAUCAUGGGGUCCACCACGGGGUCAACCAGGCGGGCAGUGAAGCAGGGAGGUUUGCUCAGGGGGCCCACCAUGCCGCGGGGCAGGCUGGAAACGAGGCUGGGAGGCUGGGACAGGGGGGCCACAAUGCUUUUGGUCAUGGUUGGAAAGAUGCUGAGAAGUUUGGUCAAGGGGCCCACCAUGCUCUUGGUCAGGGUGGUAAGCAGACAGAGAAGUUAGGUCAUGGGGCUCACAAUGCCUUUGGCCAGGCUGAGAAGGAAGUAGGGAAGUUUGGUCAAGGGGCCCACCAUGCUCUUGAUCAGGGUGGGAAGCAGACAGAGAAGUUAGGUCAUGGGGCUCACAAUGCCUUUGGCCAGGCUGAGAAGGAAGUAGGGAAGUUUGGUCAAGGGGCCCACCAUGCUCUUGAUCAGGGUGGGAAGCAGACAGAGAAGUUAGGUCAUGGGGCUCACAAUGCCUUUGGUCAGCCUGGGAGACAGGCAGAGAAAUUUGGUCAAGAUGGUCACCAUGCGUUUGGUCAGCCUUCGAAGGAAGGAGAGAAAUUUGGUCAAGGGGUUCACAAUGCCUUUGGUCAGGCUGAGAAGGAAGGAGGAAAAGUGGUGCAAGGGGCCAAUCAGGGACUUAGCCACGCUGCAAUGGAGGCACAGCAGUUUGGCCAUGGCCAUGGCCAUGGUCAUAGUUAUUAUGCUGCAGGGAAGGAAGGAGGAAAAGUGGUGCAAGGGGCCAAUCAGGGACUUAGCCACGCUGCAAUGGAGGCACAGCAGUUUGGCCAUGGCCAUGGCCAUGGUCAUAGUUAUUAUGCUGCAGGGCAGCCUUGGCAAGAGGGAGACAAAGUCAUGUAUCCUGGAGUCAACCAGGCUGGGAAGGAAUUGGAGAAAUUCGGUCAGGGUGUCCACCAUACCGUUGACCAGGCUGGAAAGGAGACAGAGAAAGCGGUCCAGGGGGUCCACACCGGGGUCAACCAAGCCCAGAAAGAGACAGAGAAAGUGGCCCAAGGGGUCCACACCGGGGUCAACCAAGCCCAGAAGGAGACAGAGAAAGUGGCCCAAGGGGUCCACACGGGAGUCAAUCAGGCCAGUAAGGAGACAGAGAAAGUGGCCCAAGGGGUCUACACUGGGGUCAACCAGGCCGAGAAGGAGGCAGAGAAAGUUGGCCAAAGGGUCAACUAUGCUGCUGGCCAGGCCGAGAAGGAAGUGGAGAAGCUUGGCCAAGGUGUCCACCAUGCUGCUGGCCAGGCCGGGAAGGAAAUGAACAGGUUGCAGCAAGAUGCUCAUAACGGGGUCAACCAAGCCAGCAAGGAGGCCAACCAGCUGAUGAAUGGCGCUCAUCAAGGCGGGUACACAGGCCAGCACGGAGGGGCAGGGGCCGCAACCACUACAGUAGUAUCUGGGGCCUCGGUCAACAAGCCAUUUAUCAACUUCCCAGCUCUGUGGAGGAGUAUCGCCGCCAUCAUGCCCUAAACUGAUGCCCCGCUGAAACGGCCUGGAGGAGCUGGCGGUGGUGGGAGAUUUCUGGGUGUCCUUAAAGGGACUGCUUUGAGCUUUGUGAAUAAACACGAACACACUGGC